Brassicogethes aeneus is the source of this 1660-nucleotide messenger RNA. The record is from the annotation of a GenBank genome assembly. NCBI's taxonomy places the organism in Eukaryota, Metazoa, Arthropoda, Insecta, Coleoptera, Nitidulidae.
CCGACAUCAGCUGACCGACACAAAGUACCGGUUGUUUUUAAAUAAUUGUGUUUCUGUCCUAGGUUAAAAAUGGCCGAUGAAUAUGAAUCCGGCGCAGAAGAUUCCGAAGAUGAAGCGGAAGAGGGCUUCGAAAUAAAACCGUCGUUUGUUAUGAUAGCAGUCGACUGCGAUGCCAGCAUGUUCAAAGAAAGCGAAGCUUUUAAAGUGGCUUUAAAAGCCUGCCAUUCGAUUUCGUAUUCCUUGGUUGGCAGUACGAUGGGGGACUGUCAGUUUGCGGUGGUUUUGGUAAGGGAUGAAGGGGAAGUUCUGGUCAAAUUCACGGAUAACUUGAUUGACACCACCAGGAAGUUGAAGGAGUUAUCUGAGAAGUCAUUGGACGACUUGAUAAAGUCGUUUAUGAGAGUGGGGGAGUUUGAUUUGGGGAUGUUUUAUUUGUUUUGCAAAAAACAAUUUAACAAUGUAACGUCGAAAUAUAAGGACAGAACUUUGGUUUACAUUAGCAACGAUGAGGAUCCUGUUCGGGGGGAUAAAGUGAAACAAUUUACCGCGUUUAACGAAGCGAGGAAUUUUCAACACUCCGACAUAACCUUUCAUUUGCUGCCGAUGGUUGGGAGUUUCGAUUUGGGUAAAUUCUAUGAUGAGUUUUACAGGGCUUGCAACAUAACGUCGGAGGCGGAAGUGUGUUUAACUUAUGAUGAUUUGGAGUGGAAAUUGUCAACGUAUAUUAUAAAAAAAGUUAUUAAAUUCAAUCAAAAAUUUUACCCGUUUAAAGAUCAGGGUUUGUUUUUGCAGUGUCAACGGUUUAACUACAUCAAAUCCUUUAAGUUGUUGAAUAAUGCUGCGAUGCAUAAGAAUGGCACACUUGCCAAACAAAUAACGUACGAUGAGGAAAACAAAGAGGUUACUUUUAGUGCUGGGCGUAAACCAUACGAGUUUACUGAUGCUCAAAAAAAGGAGUUAACUAAAAGUGACUUUAAUAUUGGGUACACUCUGUAUACUGUUACGGAACGCGUUACGCCUGUCGGUUUUGUGCUGAAAUCCCCACAUUUGUUAAUUGUGCAUCCCGAAGAAAAGUUACCGUAUUUUGAGCAAUUUUGGCAAUACUGCGUCAACAAAAAUAAAGUGUUGGUUUGUGUCUACAAAGCUAGCAAAUCGUCCACUUUACGAUUCGUGGAAUUGAUACCGAAAUUCGCGAAUAACACGCGUAUGUUUAUGGCAAAGUACAUUCCUUUCGGGAACGAAAUAAACUACCCCUGUUUAAACACGGUUGAGGAAAAAUUCACCCCACAACAGGAAAAACUUAUCAAGGAGUUAAUAGAAGCCCUAAAAUUCGACUACGAUGCAACAAUGUACAGCGAUUUGUCGUAUGCGAAGAAAAAGGCAUACAUAAAGUCCAUGCUUUUGGAGGAAGAAGAGCAGGAUGUGAUGAAUUGUGACGUGGAUGAAAAUUUGGCUGAGAAACACUUGUGUGAUAUAAUUCAAAGAUUAAAUAAAGAGGGGAUGAUUACUUUUGAGGAACCAAAGAAAAGAAAGGCUCCUGCACAGGGUUCACAAAAAAGUAAGAAGAAAUAGUAUUAUGUUUUGUGUUAUUUGUAUAAAAAUGUUUUUUUUUAAGCUUGUUCAAUAUACUUUUAAUUUUGUUUACAAUACCUAAAUCCAG